Aricia agestis (brown argus) is the source of this 896-nucleotide messenger RNA. It is a transcript of the gene RpL7, whose product is annotated as 60S ribosomal protein L7. Bases 90 to 878 code for a protein of 262 amino acids. Lineage: Eukaryota; Metazoa; Arthropoda; Insecta; Lepidoptera; Lycaenidae. Gene Ontology annotation, cellular component: cytosolic large ribosomal subunit. The record is from RefSeq and is a predicted model, not a curated record. Gene Ontology annotation, molecular function: RNA binding; structural constituent of ribosome. Gene Ontology annotation, biological process: maturation of LSU-rRNA from tricistronic rRNA transcript (SSU-rRNA, 5.8S rRNA, LSU-rRNA). The transcript is spliced from 7 exons.
GGUCUGCGACGAUUACCGGAAAUUUAUGGUUUAUUCCUCCUUUUUAGAAUUUGACACACGUGCCGCGUGGAGUUUUCUCGCGCAGCACAAUGGUCGCGACAACAGACAAAAAGGCUCCGGCCGAAAAGAAAGUUGUGAAGGGUAAGGAGGACAGCAAGAAGCUGCCUGCUGUCCCAGAGUCAGUGCUCAAGCACCGCAAACGCAGGGAGGCUCUCCGUGCUCGCCGCAUCCAGGUCACCAUCAAAAGGCGUUCAGCGGCAGUCAAGAAGAAGAAGGAAAUCUUCAAGAGGGCUGAACAAUAUGUUAAGGAAUACCGCAUCAAGGAGCGUGAUGAAAUUAGGCUAGUCAGACAAGCACGUAACCGUGGCAACUACUAUGUUCCCGGAGAGUCUAAGCUCGCUUUCGUCAUCCGUAUUCGUGGUAUCAACCAGGUAUCACCUAAGGUCCGCAAAGUUCUGCAGCUGUUCAGACUGCGUCAAAUCAACAAUGGUGUAUUCAUCAAGCUAAACAAGGCCACCGUCAACAUGCUCCGUAUUGCUGAGCCCUACAUCACAUGGGGAUAUCCUAACCUUAAGAGUGUGCGAGAGCUUAUCUACAAACGCGGUUUUGCUAAGAUCAAUGGUCAGAGAGUACCCAUCCAGUCAAACAAGACCAUUGAGGAGAAGCUUGGCAAGACCAACAUCAUCUGUAUUGAGGACCUCAUUCACGAGAUCUUCACAGUUGGAGACAAAUUCAAGUACGCCAGCAACUUCCUGUGGCCAUUCAAGCUGAACAACCCCACCGGAGGCUGGCGCAAGAAGACCAUCCACUAUGUGGACGGUGGUGACUUUGGCAACCGUGAAGACAAAAUCAAUGAGCUGUUGAGGCGAAUGGUCUAAAAUAUAGAUUUUAAUGUA